AUGGAGACUAGGCAUCACAGGUACACUCCUCCACACGGCCAGUCCACGAACUUGAGAGUGUCCAAUGCCAUCCAGACUGUUGAUGUGCUCAAAAUGCUACUAGCCAAAUUCAAGGUUGAGAAUGAUGUGUCCCAGUUCUCUCUCUGUGUGUUCUAUGACAAUGGCCGCAAAGAGUUGUGUAAGGACGAUGACUACCCACUCAAGCUACGACUCAAGUUAGGACCCUCUGAAGAUAUCGCUAAACUGUUUGUCAUUGAAACCUCAGAGGUGGAGGAGAUUCUGUCAGCAGAGGCUUCACAGUGGAUCAAGUUCACUGUGCACGAACUGGAGACAUUCUGCACCAAAUUCACCAAGGAGGAAGAAAAGGAGGAAAAGAGGAUUAGAUCAAGGUUUGGUCGCUGGAGAGGAGAGGUUAAAGAUGCACUGAAUAGUUCACAAACAGACACUUAG
Halichondria panicea is the source of this 450-nucleotide messenger RNA. Its product is annotated as ras association domain-containing protein 2-like. The transcript has 5 exons. The record is from RefSeq and is a predicted model, not a curated record. Gene Ontology annotation, biological process: signal transduction. NCBI's taxonomy places the organism in Eukaryota, Metazoa, Porifera, Demospongiae, Suberitida, Halichondriidae. The coding region runs from base 1 to 450 and encodes 149 amino acids.